GUAGGACUUCCGGCAGCCGCAACUGGUCCUCAUCGCCGCCGCCACCGACCGUGGCGCUGCCGCCCGCUUCGGACGGCUCCUCCUCGCAAACUUCCUCAUCGACGGUGGUUCCGGCCAUCCCCCCGCGAACGAGAUGAACAACGCGAUCAACGCGUCCGAGUGCGACAGCAUGAUCGCGUCGGUCGAGUGGACCGAACCGCGCAAGAUCCUGCUGCUGGCCAUCCUCAUCUUCAUCGACAUCCUGGUCAUCGUCGGCAACACGCUCGUCGUGGCCGCCGUCACCAGUUCGCAUAAGCUUAGGAGUGUUACCAAUUUUUUCAUCGUUAGUCUAGCCGUUGCCGAUUUGUUAGUUGGAUUAGCUGUAUUGCCGUUUUCGGCCACCUGGGAGGUGUUUAAGGUAUGGAUCUUCGGUGACGUGUGGUGCCGCGUGUGGCUCGCCGUCGACGUCUGGAUGUGCACCGCGUCCAUCCUGAACCUGUGCGCGAUCUCGCUCGAUCGCUACGUCGCCGUCACGCGUCCCGUCACCUACCCGAGCAUCAUGUCCACCGGGCGGGCCAAGUCGCUCAUCGCCGGGCUGUGGGUGUUGUCCUUUGUGAUCUGCUUCCCGCCGCUGGUCGGGUGGAAGGAGCAGAAAGUGAAAGAGAACCUAUUAUAUCAGUAUGGAAAUCACACGCCGGUGUCGUCGACACCGGUUCCCUCAUCCUUCCCCCAUUCAUCCUCCUCACCGUUCCUAUUGUUCUCCCCCUCGUCCCCGCCGUUCGCGUCACUGUCACCUGUCACGUCAACGGCAGUGUUGCCAUCCUCGCCAUCGUCACCAUCUUCCUUUCCCGGUUUCGACGACGAAGGUGGGGGAACGCCGCCGAAUCCGCCCUGUCCGUGGACCUGCGAGCUGACCAACGACGCCGGUUACGUCGUGUACUCGGCCCUCGGCUCCUUCUACAUCCCGAUGUUCGUGAUGUUGUUCUUCUACUGGCGGAUUUACCGGGCCGCCGAGCGGACCACCCGCGCCAUCAAUCAGGGAUUCCGGACCACCAAAGGCAUGGGCACCCGCUUCGACGACAACCGGCUCACGCUGCGCAUUCACCGGGGCCGCGGUUCCACUGCCAGCGCCCACGGCCCCAACCCGGUUCCGGCGUCCGUAACGGCGGCGGCCGCCGCCUCCUCCUCUCACCUGCACGAGUCCCCGCACAGCAACGGAAGCACGCACAGCACCACCACCAGCAUCGGAAGUGCCUCGCCGGAGCGGCUGUCCCGGUACUCGACCCGCUGCAAGAACCACGAGAAGAUCAAGAUUUCCGUGUCGUACCCGUCGACGGAGAACUUGGCGACUGGGGGUGGUGGGAGUGGGGUCGGGGAGGGGAGCAAGCUGCUGUACGCGGUCCACUACUCGUCGAACGGGGGGAAGGAGCACACGGCGUCGCAGAUCUUCCGGAGGUCGUCGAAGGACAAGCGAGGGGGGAAGGGGAAGCAGAGCGAUCAGGGUCAGCAGAAGGAGUACUUGACGGUGGACGGGAGGGAGCGGAGUUUGCUUUCGCCGAGGUCGAGCAAACGGAUGGGCAAGCGGAACAUUAAGGCGCAGGUCAAACGGUUCCGGAUGGAGACGAAGGCGGCCAAAACGCUCGCCAUCAUCGUGGGCCUGUUCAUCCUGUGUUGGUUGCCCUUCUUCACGAUGUACCUGGUCCGGCCGUUCUGCGAAGACUGCAUCAACGAAACGCUCUUUUCGAUCCUGUUUUGGCUCGGCUAUUGCAACUCGGCGAUCAACCCGAUGAUCUACGCGCUCUUCUCCAAGGACUUCCGGUUCGCGUUCAAGCGGCUCAUCUGUCGGUUCUUCUGCUCGGCGGAACCGAUCGCGCGACCCGCCAGCCGUCGCGGCUCCGACAUGUCCCAGAUUCGCGGACAUCACGGAAGUCGCGCCCCGAGCAUCUCCCCCUCCGCCGCGGCCCAGUCCCUCGGCGAGGACAGCGAUCCGAUGAUGACGCUGGCCGGCGAUCUGUCCGACAGCAGAUGACGCCGCUCGUACGGGCCGAGCAUCAGUUCCAACUCUAGUCCCGGCGCGGGCUGCCGGAAGAAUAGCAGUAUUAGUACGGGUACCGGAACCACUUCCGGUGGGGGUGGAGGAGGGGGACGCGUUCCGGUGUACGACAUUUGCC
Messenger RNA from Culex pipiens pallens (northern house mosquito), 2150 nucleotides. It is a transcript of the gene Oamb, whose product is annotated as octopamine receptor Oamb. Gene Ontology annotation, cellular component: plasma membrane. The coding region runs from base 134 to 2008 and encodes 624 amino acids. The transcript is spliced from 4 exons. The record is from RefSeq and is a predicted model, not a curated record. Gene Ontology annotation, molecular function: G protein-coupled acetylcholine receptor activity. Gene Ontology annotation, biological process: adenylate cyclase-activating adrenergic receptor signaling pathway. NCBI's taxonomy places the organism in Eukaryota, Metazoa, Arthropoda, Insecta, Diptera, Culicidae.